AUGUCGAACGACGGACCAGAAUUGACUGCGCCAACGACCCCUCCUUCCUCUGCAUCAUCGAAUGUCUCGAAUCCUUCCCCACCUUCCUCGCCAACAACACCCACCCCUCUGACAACUAGUCUCGAGUCCCUAAGCCUCGACACUUCUCAACUGAAUAAUGAAAGUGAUGAGGAUGAAACCGAUGAGUUAUUGCCCUCUCCGGGUCCACUGCAACAACAAAAAAAAGAGAGAUAUCUCUCAUCACCAAUAACGAUUUCAUCUACAUCACCUCUCAUACAACCCCUCGACAACGCUCGCUCGGCUGCCAGUAUAUCAAACCUGAUUAAUCACGACGAAGAACGUCCAAUUAAUUCUUCCUCACCCACCGACACAAAUUCCCCAACUUCGCAAAUGAGCAGCAGAUCGAUCUCUCCUGCUCCGGAGACUCCGAGGAACAACGUCAACAGCGUCGGUGUUGUGAAUGAACCGAGAUUCAUAAACAUCGAGUUUCACAACACUAAUAAUUCCGACUUUGCGGCCGCUGCUUCAAACUCCAAGAAGAGAAGAAAGGGUGGUCACGAUCACGACGACGACGGUGGAAGUAGCAAAAGUAAUCGUCGCGAGUCUGACUCUUCAAAGAGGCAAAGACGCGGUGCCCACAAGAAUAAUCAUACCUCCUCGAACGUGAUCAAUAGCAUUAGCCCCGGGAUGAUGGUGAUCGACGAGAAUGACGAACAUAUCACCCUCAACGAUGGUUCCAUACCCCCCUCGCCGGUGCCAUCGUCGGGAUUCGACGAGAUGGUCUUGGAUGAUCAAGUUUCCGACGACUUCUCGGGUGCCAACUCACCUACGAGCACAGGUGGGGGAAUAUUCGCCGCAAAACAAAAUCGUAAGAAACCUUACAUUCCACGACCACCGAAUUCCUUCAUACUCUAUCGACAACAUCAUCACCCGCUCAUCCUCAAUCAGCAUCCCGGCAUCAACAAUUCAGAGAUCUCUCGUAUAAUCGCCGACCACUGGCGAAAGUUGUCCGAUCAGGAAAGGGAUGAAUGGAAGAAGAAGGCCGAAGAGGCUAAGGAAAAACACAUGAAGGCCUGGCCGGAUUACAAAUAUCAACCGAGGAGGAGGGUGGUCGGUCCGACGUUCAAGAAACCGUUAAAGGGUCCUGGGGCACCUACUACCUCAAGCGGCGGUGGCUCCACGAUGAAGUCUGACAAUAUCGGAGAUUUUGAAUUGUCCACAAGUUCUGCAUCGCGUCGCCACAUGAGUCGUGAUAGUCAUGUGGGUAGCUUUGUGUUGGAAGUUCCGAGAAAACCAAGUGCGGACAGGGAAGCUCCUUCGCGCAACGAUUUGAACAUCUCGCAACGCGACAUAACCGAUGGGAAGUUCCUCAUCGUCGAACGUGGUCCAAAGGAAUUGAACACGUGCAAAAUAGAUCGAAAACCAAGUAACAGGAAACCUUCAACCACCGAAACGCUCAAGGCCCAAAUCUCCUUGUCACAUUCGGCGCCCAACAUCAUACCCCAGCAAAACACAACACGUUUACCUCCACCGCACACUUUGGUGGUGCCUCCUCCGAUUCAGACGUUGCCACCUACCCAAGCAGGAAUGAUCUUGCCCACUUCUCCACCGCCUUCAACCCACACCGCUCGUGGUGCACUGAUUGUCCUUGAAGGAUGCGAAGAUGUCACAACGUCUCUGCAAUCGACAAAGUUACUCGAAUUCCUGAAAAACGAGGGGAUAAAGGCUUCCCUGUGGAAGUUUCCUGACACCUCGACACCAUCCGGCACAGCGUUGAAAGCCUAUCAGUCAAGUAAUCGUCAACCACACCCAAAAACCUAUCACCUGCUCGUUGCCGCACAUUGGUGGGAAUUGAUGCCCAUAAUGAGAGAACAUUUGCUCAAUGGCACCACCCUUAUUGUUGAUCGUUACGUGUAUUCCGCAAUCGCAAAAUCGGCUGCAGCUGGUCUGGACUUGAAUUGGUGUAAGAAUAGUUAUGUUCAAUUGAUGGAUCCCGACCUGAUCUUUUUCUUGAAUGUGGAGCGGGAUUUCUCUGCCGAUAAAGAGCAACAGCUUCCGCAUGUUCAAGACGUGUUUGGCGGUCCAGGUGUAAAUGGUGAAAGUGUUGCCGAGGAUGGUAGACGCAAUGUAGAAUGGCAAAAGAGAAUGCAGGAUGCAUUUGGUAAAUUGGCGGAAGUUCACUGGAAGAUUUUAGACGCGUGCAAGUCAAACACACUUGUUCAUGCGCAAAUUCUUGAAGCUUCAAUUGAAGUGAUUGAAAGGUGUCGCAAAUUUAACCCAAGUUACGGAGGUAGUAUCAAUAAUAAUCUGAUAAUGCAAAAUCCACACUUGCCUCCGCUCGGACCACCGACAUCAUCGCCGGUUCAACCGUACCCCCUAGUCAAUCUAAACGGUGCGCCGAAUGGUCAACCGACAGGUGCAUCUCAAUCAUCACCACCACAACAGGGUUUACCGCCCAUAGGGAGACACGAUGGAUUUCCUAGAUCGGUUCAUGUGCAAUUGUGA
Molecule: messenger RNA, 2505 nt
Organism: Acaulospora morrowiae
Lineage: Eukaryota; Fungi; Glomeromycota; Glomeromycetes; Diversisporales; Acaulosporaceae
Source: the annotation of a GenBank genome assembly